GGGCGCGCAGCUCGCCAGGCGCCGGCGUAGUAGACAGCGGCGGAAGGCAUGGCGACGUUGCGCAGACUGCGAGACACGCCACGGCACUUACUGGUCUGCGAGAAAUCCAAUUUCGGCCACGAAAAGUCGCGCCACCGGCACGUGGUGGAGACGCACUAUUACAACUACAGGGUCUCGUUCCUCAUUCCGGAAUGUGCCCUCCUGCCCCAAGAACUGAAAAGUCUGGUGACCGAGUUUGGACCCUAUUACCUUGUGAAGAACUUACCUGUGCACGAACUGAUCAGCCCCGAGUUCAUCAACACCUUUGUGAAGAAAGGCUCGUGCUAUGCGCUCACGUACAACACAAACAUCGAUGAAGACAACACCGUUGCCUUGCUCCCAAGUGGGAAAUUGAUUUUAUCCCUGGAUAAAGACACUUAUGAAGAAACUGGACUCCAAGGUCAUCCCUCUAAGUAUUCCGGCAGAAAAAUCAUGAAAUUUAUUGUUUCCAUUGAUUUGAUGGAUUUAUCCUUGAACCUGAUUUCUAAGAAGUAUGAAAGAAUAUCUUGGUCCUUCAAGGAAAAGAAACCCCUGAAAUUUGAUUUUCUUUUCGCCUGGCAUAAUACAGGUGCCCAAGAACUGGCGGUGGUGUCGUACUUUGGCAGUUACCAGAUCCGGGAGCAUCAGCCGCAGGUGGCCGUGAGCAGCCUGGGAGAGCUGCCGUGCCCCGUGCUGCAGAGCAGGGAGCUGGGGGGCCAGCCGGACGCGUCCUGCGGGGCCCUGGAGCUCUUCGACUGGCUUGGUGCUGUCUGCAGUGACGCCAGCCUAACUAACGAGCCCAGCGAUUUCGUGUCCACCUGCUGCUGUCCUCAGCCCAGCACGGUGCUGGCCCGAGCCUGUCUCUGCACCAUCACUGGCUUCCUGCUUCCGGAGAAGGUCGUGCUCCUGCUGGAACAGCUGCGGCACUACUUCGAUGAGCCGAAGCUGGCCCCGUGGCUGACGCUGUCGGUUCACGGCUUCGCGGACAGCCCCGUGUCGUGGCGAGAGAAGGAGCACGGCUUCCGCAGAGGCGGCGAGCAUCUGUACAGCUUCGUGGUUUUCAGCAAUCAGGACUACUGGCUUCAGAUGGCCGUGGGCGCCGAGGACGACUGUCCGCCCUGA
Messenger RNA from Ochotona princeps (American pika), 1140 nucleotides. RefSeq names its product ribonuclease P/MRP subunit p40 (gene RPP40). Gene Ontology annotation, molecular function: ribonuclease P activity; ribonuclease MRP activity. NCBI's taxonomy places the organism in Eukaryota, Metazoa, Chordata, Mammalia, Lagomorpha, Ochotonidae. Bases 49 to 1140 code for a protein of 363 amino acids. The transcript has 8 exons. Gene Ontology annotation, biological process: endonucleolytic cleavage in ITS1 to separate SSU-rRNA from 5.8S rRNA and LSU-rRNA from tricistronic rRNA transcript (SSU-rRNA, 5.8S rRNA, LSU-rRNA); tRNA 3'-end processing; tRNA 5'-leader removal. The record is from RefSeq and is a predicted model, not a curated record. Gene Ontology annotation, cellular component: ribonuclease MRP complex; multimeric ribonuclease P complex.